AUGAUGGAAGACAACAAGAAAGGAGUCUCCAUGGAAAUCAACCCAGAUUCGAAGGGUGACCAAGAUGUUGCACAAGGCUCAGUUGCAGACUUCGUUGCCGGAUCUCAACACCUACAUCGAAGUCUUCGCGGCAAAGAAGUCCAACUCUUCGCCAUAGGUGGUGCGAUUGGUACAUCACUGUAUGUACAAAUGGACUCGGCUCUUCCGAAAGGCGGCCCCGCCGGUCUCUUCAUUGCGUUUGUCAUCUGGGCAGCCGUGAUGUGGGCUGUCAACGAAUGCUUCGCGGAGAUGGUAUCUUACCUGCCAGUCCCUUCACCAUUUAUAAAAUUCGGUGGUGAGUGGGUAGAUGGCGCUCUCGGGUUUGCCAUGGCAUGGAACUUCUUCUUAAACAUGGCGAUCUUGGUACCCUUCGAAAUUGUGGCAAUGAACAUCAUGAUUACCUUUUGGACCGACAAAGUACCUGUCGAGGCUAUCAUUGUUGCAAUGAUUGUUAUCUACGCAUUCUUGAACACGAUUACCGUUAGAUACUUUGGUAUCAGCGAGUUCUACAUGUCCAUCUUCAAAGUACUCUUGGUUCUUGGACUCUUCCUCUUCACCUUCAUCACCAUGGUGGGCGGCAAUCCUCUCCAUGAUGCAUACGGCUUUAGAUUCUGGAAUAGGCCAGGUGCUUUUGCCGAGCAUUUGGUACCAGGAGGAACCGGAAAGUUCUUAGGUGUGCUCUCUUGCCUUUAUCAAGCAAGCUUUUCGUAA
Molecule: messenger RNA, 750 nt
Organism: Aureobasidium uvarum
Lineage: Eukaryota; Fungi; Ascomycota; Dothideomycetes; Dothideales; Saccotheciaceae
Source: the annotation of a GenBank genome assembly